AUGUCGAUGAAGUUGUUCACUUUGCUCACUCUUGCGGUGUGGCUUUUCACGGCCACAUCAACACUAUCCCAAUCCAACAACGACUAUGUGCUCGACACAAAUGGCGACCCUCUUGAAUCCGACGAGGAAUACUUCAUCAGGCCAGCCAUUACAGACAACGGAGGACGUUUCACCUUGAUCAACAGGAACCAGUCAUGCCCUUUGUACGUUGGUCUUGAAAACACCGACUUGCCACAGGGAUACCCUGUGAGAUUCACCCCUUUUGCCAACGACCACGAUGACGAUGAAGUGAGGUUGAAUAGGGACUUGAAAGUGGAAUUCGUUGAAGUUUCUUCAACGUGUGUGCAAUCCACAGAAUGGAAGUUGGGUGAGAAUGAUACGAGUGUUGGAAGGAGGGUUAUUAUCACUGGUCGAGAUGAUGGAACACGAAGUGCAGGAAACUAUUUCAGAAUUGAUGAAACACAAAACGCGAGAAUCUAUAACAUCAGGUGGUGCCCUACUGAAGUGUGCCCCACUUGCAGAUUCAUUUGUGGGACUGGUGGAAUUCUGCGUGAAAAUGGCAAGAUUUUGUUUGUUUUGGAUGGUUCUGCGCUCCCAGUUGAGUUCCAGAAAAAAGAUGAUUAA
This is a messenger RNA of Sphenostylis stenocarpa, 624 nucleotides long. The record is from the annotation of a GenBank genome assembly. Lineage: Eukaryota; Viridiplantae; Streptophyta; Magnoliopsida; Fabales; Fabaceae.